AGACGGAAAUUGUGCAAGUUAUGGAAGUGACGGUGUCCUCUCCCCCAAGAUUGCACAAGAACAAAAUACUUGGAUGCAUGUGCUAUUGCAGAAAUGCCCCCUGUUUGCUGUGGAUGAUGAACAGAAAGCUCCACCUAUAUUUUCUCAAGCACUUCCUCUAAUGUUCUAACCACGUUUGUUGUGAAAUGCCACAUACUUAAUCGGUUCUCCUUCAGAAAGUUCCACUGACACAUUCCUCCUCAAGCGUUGCACCUUACAAAGCUGUUAAAAGGAGUUGCUGCUCAAAUAUUUACUCAUCCUCUGACGCUGUGAAAAAUACUUUGGCCAUAGCAGCAAUCGGCCUACUCACACUCUCUGGGCUAAUGCCUUAGGCUUCUUUGGAAACAAGAGUUUUAUUCGAGGAAUCUUCCAUGCGCAGAACAGAGCAUUUGAGAGGCAGCUGGAACAGAAAAGGCAUGCCUGGUAUGUGAGACAGAGGAGCUUAAAUCCAAACAUCUUCUUUUCUUUAGGAAUUGUUUAGAGCAAAAUUCAGCAGUGGUAUCUAGCGUGCUGGAGCUAGACUUCAGAGUUGUUCUGGAGUGCCGCUGGUAAAUGGUUCCACACAAAUAGGGUGGGAGACUCAGAGCUGAUUAAGACUGAACCUUCCAUUUGAAAUCAAAGUAAGGAAACGAAAACAAAACCGAGAGAGCUGGGGAUAUUCACCCAGUGCUCCUUUUAGCAACAGCAGCUUGUGCAAAACAGAAAAAGGGAUAUCCUAACUGGUGUGAACUAGACAGGCACUGAAAUAAAGGAAAGAACCAUCAACUCCAUAACACAUCCAGAAGCUUAUGUGCAUCUUGUAAUUCAUCUCUCUGGGAAGGAGCCUCUGCCCCUCCUUGUGAGAUGAUGGACAACAGCCCUGAGGAUGAAAAGGAAACUGUUGCAGAUGCUGAGAACCGGUCCAUUUCUGAUAUACCUGCUCACAUGUCCUGUGAAGAAUAUGAGGGACUCCCUCCAUAUCUAAGAGAGGGAAAUGUCCUCUUUGCUUCUGAGCAAGAUGUUAAAGAAGCCUUCCUACAGUACGCAGCCAGUAAGCGUUGCUAUAGCACUGCCCCUGCAAAGCAAAUGAAAGUCCAGAAUCUCACUCCUCUCAACAUAUACAGAUAUCGUCUGGAAACUUUCACUGAAAUGAGAGACACCCACGUGGCCAGUGAGCUUUAUGAUGGUGGAUUUGUAGACUCCUUUGCUGUUGGAAUACCACCUCUCCCAUGGGAUAUAACAGUGGAUGAACCUCCUUUGUUUACGGACUGUGAAAUGCAUAUUCCAGUGCCCCAUUCCUACUCAGUAGAGGACUGUCCAAACUGCAAAAGACGUGGUGAAACUAUGUGUCAGCCUUGUAAAGGAACUGGCAAGAAAAAGUGUUCGGCUUGUGGUGGGACUGGUUCACAGGAGGACAGCAAUAUCUGCUCAUGGUGCGCAGGUUCAGGAAAGAAUCGUUGCUUCAAUUGCCGUGGCAAUGGCUGGCUGAAGUGUUACCGUUGCAAUGGGAGCGGUGUCUUGCUAUUUCAUACCGAACUUACGAUAACUUGGAAGAACAAUGUUUUAGAACAUGUAGCAGACAAGAAUUCUGGCUUCCCAGUUCACCAUUUGCAAGAAGUGACUGGGAAAGAAAUCGUUAGUGAUGAAGGUUCCUUGGUAUUUCCCAUAGUUGAUUUCCCAGAGCCAUUAGUUGAGGACUAUUCCCGAGCAUUCAUUGCACAACACAAUAUGCAGUUUACCUCAGAAGGAUUGCACAGAGUCCUGAGGCAGAAACAAACAGUUGAGUUGGUGCCACUCACAAAGGUUGACUAUGAAUGGAAAGAGAGAGUCUAUUCCUUCUACAUCUUUGGCAAUGAGAAUAAAGUAUAUACCAAAGACUAUCCAGCAAAGUGCUGCUGCUCCAUCAUGUGACAUGAGGACAGUUUUGGCGGCAUUCAGCAACACAGCUGCUCCCUGUUAUUUGUUCUUCACAGCAACUUGCAGAUUUUUAUUUUAUUUUAUUUGCUGAAGGACAUUUUCUGUAUGAUAUUUAGGGAUUCAGCCAUAGUUCAGCACGGUCAAAGUUGAUUGUGGGUGCUAUACACCGGACAUUUGUCUCUAAUACAUGACUGCAUUGGCUGUGCCUUUCAAUUAGGGAGAUGAAGGAAACUAUUUGUUCUAAUGUACGAAAGAGGAUUCAAUGCAUUUGCUUUCUUGUGGUUGUGCAU
Messenger RNA from Podarcis raffonei (Aeolian wall lizard), 2225 nucleotides. Its product is annotated as protein SSUH2 homolog. NCBI's taxonomy places the organism in Eukaryota, Metazoa, Chordata, Lepidosauria, Squamata, Lacertidae. The record is from RefSeq and is a predicted model, not a curated record. The transcript has 13 exons. Bases 883 to 1929 code for a protein of 348 amino acids.